AAUGUGAAUCAUGUGGUGCUAUUUUAACCAACCACUCAUGGAAAGUCAAGAAUAAAAGCAGCAAUAAUAAAUGCACAACCUGCCUUUAUUUCUCACUACAUUACAAUUCUUCAUUAGUCUUCACAACAGAAGAGUAAGGUCAAAAUGUCAGAAGAAAACAAUGUACAGCCAAGAAAAGCCAAAGUUCCGAUUGCUCGCAGAAUCCUACUUAAGAGAUUGAUGCUUGCAAGUGCAUGCAAGCAACUGGAAAAAGAAAAGAGCGAGCGAGAUACUGAGAAAAGUCGUAUGCUUAACGAGUGUGUGCCACAAUUUAACACGUCAAGUCUUUCAAUUCAGGAACUUCAGAAUAUCUGUAAACAAUUCCACCAGAAAAUUGAUCAUGUUGAUGCAGAGCGUUAUGAUGCUGAAGUUAAAGUGUCCAAGAAUGCCAAAGAGAUUGAAAGCUUAAACCAGAAGAUCUUAGAUCUCAAAGGCAAAUUCAAACGCCCCACCCUACGUCGUGUCAGAGUAUCUGCUGACGAAAUGUUGGGUGCUCUAGCAGAAAAUACUUGCAAAACCUCAUUGGAUUUGAGGUCGAAUCUAAAAUCAGUGAGAAAGGAAGAAGAAAAGGAACACAAACCAGUUGAAGUCCAUGACUGGCGUAAGAAUGUGGAAGCAAUGUCUGGGAUGGAAGGACGAAAGAAGAUAUUUGAUAGCGCUGCUCCUCCUCAGUAACAGAUCUACUGAUGAGGACUUGGAAAGCAUUCAGUUGUCAUUCACAAUUUAUCAUAAUAAAUCUCAGAAAGGCAAUUUUUUCAAAAUUAAACAUUUUAGAAAGUUACAUGCUCCGUAAAAGGAAAAUGCAUCUGAAAGACAGUAUUCCAACUGAGAUGUGGAGCCUCAUUUACAAGACUGAAUUGUAUGUUCAAUAAGAAUAAUAAGCCACUGGAUGAGU
Chiloscyllium plagiosum (whitespotted bambooshark) is the source of this 934-nucleotide messenger RNA. NCBI's taxonomy places the organism in Eukaryota, Metazoa, Chordata, Chondrichthyes, Orectolobiformes, Hemiscylliidae. The record is from RefSeq and is a predicted model, not a curated record.